AUGGGGGGAUUUACGUUGCCUUUGAGGGGAUUUCUCCUCUUGCUUCUUCUCGCCGUCCUCUGGGUGGCGGACCGGGGUCGGCCGAUAUUCGCAGCCGCGACUCCGCAAUCCUCAGGUGGAGCGGGCGUUCGAGCGCGUCGAGCGCAACGCAAACUCAAACAGAGCGCGGAGGCAGUCAAAGCGUCAGAGCUCGGCAAAGAAUUGGUCGACGCAGUCGUUGAGGAAUCGGGGAAGCCCGCGAGCGAGAUUCUCCCGCCUGGAGGAGAAAAAGCGCUCGUCACCGGCUUGGCUGUGGCCGAGGGAAUCCACGUUACUCAGGGUCCAAGCGACGUCGUCCGUGUGUUUGGUGCGUCUCUCAUGAGGCGGCUGAUGGCGCUGACCGGGAGCUGGAAGUUGCAAGAACUCCCAGACUUGGAUCGAGUUCUCAUCACAAGGACGCCUCCUCUGGGCGACGAACGCCAGGGACGCUCCUCCGCGUGUGUCUCAGUCACUGGAUUUGACGCCUCGGAGAAACCAGCGCCAAUCAUUUUCGUCAACGGUCUCGAGUUCGUCCAGAUGCUGUUCAUGGUGAUGGCGACGAUGCACCAAACGUCGUCCUUGACCGCGACGAAAGAUUUGCUCGCGUUCCUGCCCCUUCUGAGCACCUGGCGAAUGGUUGCGCAACUGCAGAUGCUCUACUACACCUUCAUCGCGGUGCCGUUGGAUGUGGCGUUGCGCAUGCUGGAGGAAGAAGUCCUCCCGUCCCUCCACGGCGACGCCAAGGGAGAAGCCGAGGCCAAGCUCACGGAACUGCGCAAGAUUUCCCACAGUGUGCGGGAACUCGCACCUCCGGACGUGGCGCCGAAGGACUUCACCAUUCAGCUGGACACCUCGGACUCCACUGAGAAGGCGAUCGUCAAAGCGUGCGUCAAGAACGACAUUCCCCUCGUUCGCUACGGCACGUCGAGUCUGUUUUUGAAGCGGGCACUCCAGAACCGAUCCUCGUUUUUCCAAAGUCUCCACAAGGGAGGCUCCGAGGCCGAAGACAUUGUCGGCCAUCUGGUCCAGAGUGCGGUGACCCACUAUUUGGACACCCACCAAAGGUCGCUGAGCGUCAGCGAGUUCAUGAAGCCCGAGUUCUGGGAAAACGAAGACGAAGCGGCUGUCACCCUCGACCAAGUCCUAGAAAUGACAAACAAGGCAGUCCAGGAAGCCUUCCUCAGCGUGCAGGAACGCCUGGAAGGUCAUGCCUCCUCGCAGGAGCUGGUGCAUCAACUGACAUCCGAAUAUAUGACGUCUGAAGAGGCCGUCAAAAAGCUGAGCACCGAAUUCACGGGAGGGAUCACACGAGCGCAAAAAGCGAUAGGCGAGUUCUACGAGAAGAACGACGCCCGGGGUCUCUGCGAGUUGUUGCAAAAUGCUGACACGAAGGAACAUCCGUGGAUUUCCCAGCUCAUUUACAUGUACUCGGAGCUCUCCAAGUUCUGCAAAAAGGGACAGUCUUUCUGUCAGGAGCUGCUGGACUGUCUCCAAGAGAGGCCGCCAAAACUCACGGCAGCGAUGGAGACGUUCGAGAUGAUUCGCCUCCUCCAAUCGAUCCUGGGAUCCACCACACAGGGUGGCGCAGAAGCUCUCGCUCGGUCGCUCUCCUCGGAACUCAAGGCGGAGGCACAGAAAAUCGAAGAUAUAGAGUCGGCUAAGGAGGAGGAGGCUUCCAGGGAGUCUCGACACGCCGAACAGUUGUCGACAUCAACCUCGUCGGAGGCUUCGAGCUCGGAAGUCAAAGGCGCGGAGGGCACGUCUUUGAAGGAAGGUUCUGCCGACUCCGUCGACAGCAACGCAGGCUCCAGCGGCUCUAUAGCCGCGAGCGGAAUCUCCGACGAGACGGCCGGCACUCCUGUGCUUUCUGAGGAGGCAAGAACGUUUCUCGCUGACGCCUCAAACUUUCGCGCAACGCUCCGAAUGACGGACCUCGGCCUGGUCCGCGCGUCUCUCCAGGCGUUGCGCUACUACGCCAUGUACAGACAGCUCAGCACGGGAGCCUUGGCGCGUCUGUCGUCUGACUGUUACUUUUUGGAGGAGCAAGGCGCUGCCCAGCAAGAGCUUCGCGAGGCGUCCAAGUUUCUGCCCGAUCUGGCUAGUCACGCAGUGGAGGCGUCCGCGAAGGAUGCGGAGGCCUCGACCUCACAGAGUUCUUCGCACCACGCGUUUGUCGAACGUGCCCUUGCCAUCCAGGCGCCUUCCGUUCUGGGCGCUGCGGCGCUUCGCUCCGGGUUUGCUCUCCGCGACGCCUGGACGUCGCCCUCGGCGCUGUCCCUGGUCCAGGCGUCGGAGGCCUUGGGGACGAAACGCUCAAAGAAUGGCAGGGGUCGAAAGAAGAAAAGAUCGAGAAAGCGGAAACCGAAACAGAAAACGAAACAUCUGGAGACCUCUGGGGCACCGCCGCUGCAGACCGUCCUGCGUCGCCAUCGAGCUGUCUCCUGUUUCGUCCUCGCGGCGGAGGCGGCGCACCUGCUGACGCAGCAUCCGUUUUUCGAGCUCAAGACGUCUGAGAGGGCGAAGACCAUCUUUGAGAGGACACAUCAGCAGAUGCAGUCCUCGUGGGAUAACACACUUUACGCGGAAACUGCUGAUCAGCGGCACCUGUCCUCAGCCAUUCACUCCUACGGACUCGCACCUCUGAGCCUGCAAACGUUCUUGCACACGCGCGAGACCAUCCUUUCCUGGCUGAAGAAAGAAUCGACGUUUUUAUUCGAGAAAUGCGGGGACCCAGCGAAGCACACGCUCCUUCCGGCUUCUCAUGCGAGUGACAGUCUCGGGCACUUCAGCUUCUCGCUGCAAGAUCUGAAUGGGUUGCAGCGGCUACUGAUGGAGGUCUGCGCUCAUAUUGCCGUCAGGAAGGACUUGCCGUUCAUGACCACCCCGUUGUCUCUCACCGAAAAGAUCAUGCGGAUUCCAGGCGACCCCGCUGCUGUGACAGCAGGAGGCUCUGCAGUCGUUCCACUUGUCACGGAGAUGCUGCAAGUCAUUGGCAAUAACGACUUCGGCUCCACAUUUGAUCCACUUUGGAAUCGCGUGCUUGCUGCCGGCGAGGUUCUCCGAGACUCGGAACACAAAAGCGACGAGCUCACGAAGGCCCUCGAGAAAGUGGAAAAGAAGCGCAGCAAGGACUUGGCGAACAUCAACAAAAGUCUCCGUAUUUCAACCCCAGUCACGCAAAUCAAGGCGUCCUUCGAUCGCUUGGGGCUCCGAAUGUGGUUAGCCUCGCUGACUGUCGCUCACACCGGGCUCGGAAGCCAGAAAGGGAAGAACCGGAAAGUGAAACUGCUCACCUCGCGCAUGCAAUUUGCCAAAGGCCGUCUUCACGUUCUGGAGUGCCUGGAGAAGCACGAGGCCCUGACGGAGGUGGCCUUCCUCAAGGCGUCGUCGCCGCGACACAAGCCGUCCAGUUUCAAAGCGUGCCCGAAGCCGUCGCCCAUGCCGGAUCAGCAGGCGCUGGAGCGCAUCUACGACGAGUGCUUGAAAGCCGACACCUCGCCUGCCGAGAAGCCGAAGAAAAAGAAGGGGAAGUUCGCUUCGCACGGAAAGGAAGUGCAGAAGGGGGGGCUAGGCUCAGAUGCAGAGAGUGCAGCGGCGGGUUCUGAGACGGAGGCCUCGGCAUCGUCAGCGGCAUCGGAGCCCUCUGAAGCGCUGUCGGGUUCCUUACAUGCAGCCUCGGAGCGUCACACUGUAUUCUCUCUCGGGGGCGACAACAGCGCCACGGCAAAAAGCAUCAUGGUUGGGGUUUCACGCACCACAAGUCUGCUGAUGCGGCUGACGAGGAAUCAAAGACUCAUCAUGGGGCAUUUGGCGAAUCCCAUGAAGGCUCAGGCAGCCACGGCAAAAAGCAUCAUGGUUGGGGUUUCACGCACCACAAGUCUGCUGAUGCGGCUGACGAGGAAUCAAAGACUCAUCAUGGGGCAUUUGGCGAAUCCCAUGAAGGCUCAGGCAGCCACGGCAAAAAGCAUCAUGGUUGGGGUUUCACGCGCCACAAGUCUGCUGAUGCGGCUGACGAGGAAUCAAAGACUCAUCAUGGGGCAUUUGGCGAAUCCCAUGAAGGCUCAGGCAGCCACGGCAAAAAGCAUCAUGGUUGGGGUUUCACGCGCCACAAGUCUGCUGAUGCGGCUGACGAGGAAUCAAAGACUGACCAUGGGGCAUUUGGCGAAUCCCAUGAAGGCCCAGGCAGCCACGGCAAAAAGCAUCAUGGUUGGGGUUUCACGCACCACAUUUCUGCUGAUGCGGCUGACGAGGAAUCAAAGACUCACCAUGGGGCAUUUGGCGAAUCCCAUGAAGGCUCACGCAGCCACGGCAAAAAGCAUCAUGAGGGUUACACGGCUCACGGGAAGCAUCAGGGUUGGGCGUUUGAGAGCCGCAAGUCCUCAGGUGCGGCGCGUAAAGAUUCGGAGGCUCCUCCGGGCAGAUCCGAGGCGGUCGGGGCCGAAUCUGAAAGUCGCGUGUUACAUUUGA
Messenger RNA from Neospora caninum, 4485 nucleotides. Its product is annotated as putative Trichohyalin. The transcript has 33 exons. Bases 1 to 4485 code for a protein of 1494 amino acids. The record is from RefSeq and is a predicted model, not a curated record. Lineage: Eukaryota; Apicomplexa; Conoidasida; Eucoccidiorida; Sarcocystidae.